UGUUACCUGAAAGAGAGCCACGCUCUUUUUCUCGCUCUCUCUCGCCCAAGCCCUCGGAGUUUCCCUUCCCCCAAUCAUUGCGAUCUCGCUUUUGGGAUCCAUGGAAGCCAGAUUCUGAGAUCAUUUGCCUCUCAUUUCCUCUCCGAGGCUUGUGUGUAUUGAUUUGGAGAUCUGUUGGUGAUAUGUGUCACUUAACCAUCGUCUUCGUUGGAGCAUUCUGAAGCAUUGAAUAGUUGUCGUAACCUGAUUGCUAUCAUCUCUUCACAGCAGAAAACACAAACAGCUUAGUUCCCACAGACUUCUUUUUGUAAUGAUGGCAACAAAUGAAAACCUUCCACCUAAUGUCAUCAAACAACUCGCUAAAGAACUGAAGAAUCUCGAUGAAACACCGCCGGAAGGCAUUAAAGUGGUUGUAAAUGAUGAUGACUUUUCUACCAUAUUUGCUGAUAUUGAGGGUCCUGCUGGAACUCCAUAUGAGAAUGGUAUAUUCCGCAUGAAGCUGAUAUUAUCUCACGACUUCCCUCAAUUGCCUCCAAAAGGCUACUUUCUGACUAAAAUCUUUCAUCCAAACAUUGCAACAAAUGGUGAGAUUUGUGUGAACACACUAAAGAAGGACUGGAAUCCAAGUCUUGGUUUACGCCAUGUUUUGCUUGUGGUCAGAUGUCUGCUAAUUGAACCAUUUCCUGAAUCUGCACUUAAUGAACAGGCUGGUAAGAUGUUGCUCGAAAAUUACGAGGAGUAUGCAAGGCAUGCCAGGUUGUAUACUGGAAUUCAUGCUCUCAAACAUAAACCAAAAUCUAAAACUGGAGCAAUCUCGGAAUCUACCACGGCUCUUAAUGUGGACAUGAAAAAUGUGGUUUCAAGUGACAAGGUGUUGCUACCUCCUGCUCCAUUGACUGCUAACACAGCCCCCAGAGUAUCAGCAGCCAAUGGCCAGGAUCAGAAUGUUGGUCCUCUAAUGGAGCCUACCAUUGGGACAUCAGCAAUUCAAAAGAAGGAAGGAGCUGUCACUACAAAAGCCCAGGUGGAUAAAAGGAAGAUGGAUGCAAGGAAGAAGAGUUUGAAGAGAUUGUAAGGAAAUUAAGGGAGAAGAUUCUGGAUUAGGGGUGGUAGACUUUGGAAUAUAAAGGACAUAAUCAAUGGGAAUCACACGAAAUAAUUUGUAAUCUGAACUUUUUUGGACUUGUUUUGUUGGGGUGGAUGGGGGAUAAUCAUUGGAUCUUAUUCUUUUAAUUUCCCUUGGUGUGCAAUCACUCAAAUCAUUGUGGGAAUAGCAGUUCAUAUUUUAGAUUCUUAGA
Molecule: messenger RNA, 1298 nt
Organism: Elaeis guineensis (African oil palm)
Lineage: Eukaryota; Viridiplantae; Streptophyta; Magnoliopsida; Arecales; Arecaceae
Product: ubiquitin-conjugating enzyme E2 22
Source: RefSeq, a predicted model, not a curated record